Messenger RNA from Plasmodium cynomolgi strain B, 366 nucleotides. RefSeq names its product BIS(5'-nucleosyl)-tetraphosphatase. Bases 1 to 366 code for a protein of 121 amino acids. Gene Ontology annotation, biological process: ATP biosynthetic process; AMP biosynthetic process. Gene Ontology annotation, molecular function: bis(5'-nucleosyl)-tetraphosphatase (asymmetrical) activity. Lineage: Eukaryota; Apicomplexa; Aconoidasida; Haemosporida; Plasmodiidae. The record is from RefSeq and is a predicted model, not a curated record. The transcript is spliced from 4 exons.
AUGAGGAACAGUAUUAUAAAAGCCUACGGCAUUCUGCUAUGUAGAGUCCUGUAUAGUGGCACAAGAAACCUUUUAGGUGAUAAUUCAAGAAUUGAGUUUUUAUUUUUAAAGGCAUCGUACGGGAAUAAACAUUGGAGUCCUCCAAAAGGUCUGCACGAAAAUAACGAAGAUGGGUUAGACACUGCCCUGAGAGAAACGCUGGAGGAAACAGGACUCGAUAGGGACAAGUACAAGUUACUAAAUUAUCAAAAGACCCUAGAAUAUAUGGUUAGUGAUAGAUUAAAGGAGACCACCUAUUAUUUGGCUCUUCUGCUGAACAACGAGGAACGCAUCACUUUAUCAGAUGAACACACGGAUUAUAAGUAA